Spathaspora passalidarum NRRL Y-27907 is the source of this 1598-nucleotide messenger RNA. RefSeq lists its product as uncharacterized. The transcript has a single exon. Lineage: Eukaryota; Fungi; Ascomycota; Pichiomycetes; Serinales; Debaryomycetaceae. Bases 757 to 1464 code for a protein of 235 amino acids. The record is from RefSeq and is a predicted model, not a curated record.
GUUUAUGAUUGAGGACUUUUACGUGAUCGAACCAUUCAGGUUGAUGAUGUGGUAAUCUAUAUAUUAUGGGAGUUUUCAACACUAAUUUCUAACCUUUUCUUUCUUUCUGUCUAUAAGCAAACUAUGUUUUAUUGGUUAUAUUGUAUAAUAUUGUUGACGUUUCUGACAUCAGUCAAGGCUGGGCUCUCCGUGAGAGAUUCUGAUAGUGGAGGAUAUGCUGUAAUGGAUGUUUAUUUAGUUGAUGAUGAACUUGUCACUGACGUUCAAAUUGGAUCAAACAAACAACCGGUUACGCUACAAAUUAGUAAAAAUAUUGCUGAUUUGUUAGUGUCUCUUCCUAAUGUCACAUGUUCAUCUAAUCGUAUAGAUUAUGAGCAAUAUCUGGUUUUUGGAGAGCUUAUAGAAGCCAAGGAUGUUCAAAAUAAUUCAAAUUGUACCCAGUUUGGAACAUUUGAUACGUCUCAAUCCACUUCAUUUUAUCGUGAACCUGCCGACAAGCCUUUUGUAGCUUACGAAGAAGAUAACUUUGGGUUUGCUGGAAUUUGGGGUCAAGAUACUGUCAAAUUUAAUGACGAAUUUUCAUUGUCCAAUAUGACCUUCGGUGUUGCUCUUGCGUUUAAUGAUAGUAAAGGAAUUUUGGGACUUGGCCCAACUUGGUUGGAACUUAAACCAUUGAUGAGAAAAAAGGAAUAUCCUAAUUUACUUAAAUUAUUAGUGGCACAAAAUAUCACCGAGAGAAGUGUUUAUCUGAUAUAUAUGGAUAAUCUUGAGGCUACAAACGGUACUGUUUUAUUUGGGGCUGUGGAUUACUCCAAAUAUGAUUAUUUGGAAACUCAACCCAUAGAUGCACAUCUUGGUAGUCAAUUGGAAUUUGGAUUAACUUGUAAUAGAGUGCAAUUUGAAAAUUAUCAAACUAAUGUUAACAAGACUGUUACUAAGAAUGCCAUACCCGUACUGAUGCUGUAUAACUACCCACAAUCAGAAUUUCCAGUUAGCAUACUUAAACAGCUUGUGGGAUAUUUAGGUGGAACUUAUAAUUCUUCUUCUAGCUCACAAGAGGUUUCCUGCGAUUUUUUGAAUGAUACAGAUCAUUUCAUUAGUUUCAAAUUCGGCCUAGAACGAGAUAAAAUAGAGCUCCCAGUUGCAGACGUUGUCGAACAACAGGAUGAUAAAUGUAUGCUAAAAAUCAAUAAAUCAGAGGAAAAAUAUCCUCUAAUAACUUUUGGAAUGGAUAUACUUAGAUAUCUUUAUAUGGUUUAUGACAUGGAAAGAUUUGAAAUUUCCAUUGGUAUAAGGAAAUUUAAUGAUUCACCUGCAAAUAUCCUGGUCAUAACUAAGAAAACUGCAAAAGGUCCAUUGGAUGAUCAGGUUAACCGGGCUGCUUUGUCAAUGGCAAGUAGUGGUUAUUCCGGUGCUACUUUUGCAUUUAUAUUACCAAUUUUGAUCUCUUUGUUAUUUUGGUAGAGACAUGUGUCAACCAUAGACUAAAUAAAGAUUUAUAUAAUAACGUAAGUAACGGUCAUGGAAAAUAAAAGUUGAUCAUAGUACAUACUAAAGCGAUUUAUUGUAAAUUAGGUAGAUCUCGUAAGCUCAUUGAU